Molecule: messenger RNA, 528 nt
Organism: Helobdella robusta
Lineage: Eukaryota; Metazoa; Annelida; Clitellata; Rhynchobdellida; Glossiphoniidae
Exons: 3
Coding region: 1-528 (175 amino acids)
Source: RefSeq, a predicted model, not a curated record
AUGAAGAGCAGGAAAAACAACUACACGAUCAAUGUUACAAAAUCAUCCUCCCCACCAACCACUUCAACAACAACCACACCGACUACAACCACACCGAAAGCCACCACACCAACGACAACUACACCGACAGCCAGUCCGACAAGAAGCCCAAAUAUCAAAAUCGACAAAAGUAAAGUUAAAAAUUUUUUCAGCAACAGCAGUAACAACAACAACACAAACAACAACAUAAACAACAACAACAACAACAACAGCGCUACCAGUUUUAUUAAGAAAAGCAUAGCUAACAGCAUUCUAAACAACAACAGCAUCAACAACAACAACAUCAACAACAACAACAUCAACAACAACAACAGCAUCAUCAACAACAACAUCGGUGCCAACAAAAACAACAACAGCAGUAAAGUUGGCAUCGCUGCUACGUUUAAAAAAAUCAAAAGCAUGAAUAGCGUGAAUAGUAGCAGCAACCUACAAGUUAUUGAUUUUGAUACAAAUGAUUAUGGAGCUCUAGCCAAUGAUUGUGCAGCUUGA